AUGGGAGGACUCGACGAAGCUUUUAUCCAAGCCCCUGAACACAGACCCAAAACUGAUCUCAAAAACUCCGGUGACUACAUUUACUCCAACGAGAUCCCGACCAUCGACCUCUCUUCUCUCCAAGACCCAGACUGCGACAAGACCGCGCUCGCGACAGAGAUUGCUGAAGCAUGCAUGAGGUGGGGGUUUUUCCAGGUGGUAAACCAUGGCUUGUCGUUGGACUUAAAGCGUCAGGUGGAGAAGACGAUGGCGGAUUUUUUCAGUCUAACGUCGGAGGAGAAAAGAAGAGUGAAAAGAGACGAAGUGAACCCUAUGGGUUAUCACGACGGAGAACAUACCAAAAAC
Eruca vesicaria subsp. sativa (arugula) is the source of this 345-nucleotide messenger RNA. The record is from the annotation of a GenBank genome assembly. NCBI's taxonomy places the organism in Eukaryota, Viridiplantae, Streptophyta, Magnoliopsida, Brassicales, Brassicaceae.